Podospora anserina S mat+ is the source of this 342-nucleotide messenger RNA. RefSeq lists its product as uncharacterized. Bases 1 to 342 code for a protein of 113 amino acids. NCBI's taxonomy places the organism in Eukaryota, Fungi, Ascomycota, Sordariomycetes, Sordariales, Podosporaceae. The transcript has 3 exons. The record is from RefSeq and is a predicted model, not a curated record.
AUGAAGGCCAACUUCCUCCCCGUCAUUGCCCUGCUCCUCACCCCCGCCCUCGCUGCUCCCUUUGCCGAGCCCGAGGCCGAGGCCGAGUUCACCCCCAUGGCCAGGGACAUGACUCCCCGCGCCGCCUUCAACGAAGCCGAAGUCUUCGCCUUCGCCCCUCCGGCCUCCUGCAAGGUCCUGAACUGCAUCAGCGUCAUCAGCUCGGCCGUCUGCGUCGCCAACGCCAUCGACGAUGAUGACUACAAGGCUAUCCUCAAGUGCGCCAAGAAGGACCAGCUGUGCGGCUGCGCUGGCUGCUUCAGCAAGCUCAAUGGCUUCUUGGAGAAGUGGGGAAUCUGCUAA